AUGAAGUCACCAUGUCCGCGUUUCUUAUGUUGUUCCUGGCGUGUAACAUCGUCGGGCUUUCCCAAUGUUUAUCGUCCGAAGUUCAUCUCCGCUGAACUAUCUACUGCUGCAUCGGCAGGGCUGAUCUGCCAAGGCGAAAGGGGUACGCGAUUCCGACUUGUCCGACCUCUCGGAACGCCAGCACGCGACAAAGCCUCCAACGUGUGGCUAGCGAUAGACGAAUCUAGACCUGAUGCUGAGUACAUUAUCAAGCUACCGCCUGGAGACAACAACGACAGUCCGUGGUCCAAUACUGCUCUCGCUGCUUUAAAGCAUGAAUUGGAGAUGCAAAGACUGUUUGCAAAGGAUCCUAUGAUUCGCAGACUCGUGGAUUACGUUCCUGAGUCGGAGCCUGUUGGACCGAUGAUGGUUCUUGAAGCAUUUACGGACUCGCUCUGGGAUGCUCGAAAUGCCAGGCCGUUUACUGCGAAGGAAAUCAAGUGGAUUAUGAAGGGGGUACUCCUUGGUAUUUAUACGGUCCAUAUGAGAGGACUGGUUUAUACAGAUCUGAAGAUGGAGAACGUUGUACUUGGAGGGUUCGAUUCCUCCAAGCCAAGUGAGAAUUUUCGUGAUCUGAUCGUUAGACUGGCAGAUUGCGGUUCUAUUAGCAAACCAUCUACCAGAGAGAUCACUUCCCUCACAUAUCGAAGUCCCGAGGUCCACUUCGGGAAAUCUUGGACUUCGAGCACAGAUGUGUGGUCCUGGGGGAUAAUAUUAGCCCAAUUGUUCCAGGCCCAGGUGGACUUCAGAUCAGCGGGAAUUUACGAUUCAAUUCAAUCUAAAAGUCUCGAGGAGAAGCGAGAUACCAUUCGGGGUCAGCUUGCAAUUGACUUUGACUUGUCAUCGCUGCCAUUCUAUGCUGAGGACAAACAAUGCGCCCGGAUCUUGCCUACCCCACAACCAGAAAGGGCAUACAUGUGGGCGAACAACAUGGUUGAGAAAGGUGUUCCGGGUAAUGAUAUCCAUUUUUUGGUGGAGGUUCUACCACCAGAUCCAAACGCACGCCUUACGGUGCGUGAGAUCCUCGAAAGUGGAUAUCUGGACGGCUAA
Messenger RNA from Aspergillus luchuensis, 1089 nucleotides. RefSeq lists its product as uncharacterized. Gene Ontology annotation, cellular component: cyclin-dependent protein kinase holoenzyme complex; cytoplasm; nucleus. Bases 1 to 1089 code for a protein of 362 amino acids. Gene Ontology annotation, molecular function: ATP binding; cyclin binding; cyclin-dependent protein serine/threonine kinase activity. Gene Ontology annotation, biological process: G1/S transition of mitotic cell cycle; protein phosphorylation; regulation of gene expression. The transcript has 4 exons. Lineage: Eukaryota; Fungi; Ascomycota; Eurotiomycetes; Eurotiales; Aspergillaceae. The record is from RefSeq and is a predicted model, not a curated record.